Molecule: messenger RNA, 972 nt
Organism: Stereum hirsutum FP-91666 SS1
Lineage: Eukaryota; Fungi; Basidiomycota; Agaricomycetes; Russulales; Stereaceae
Product: NAD-P-binding protein
Exons: 10
Coding region: 1-972 (323 amino acids)
Source: RefSeq, a predicted model, not a curated record
AUGUCGGUCAAUAACCUGCUAAUGGCGUCGGCGCAGAUGUUUCCACCGAAGGCAAAGUGGAGUGUCGAGCAGAUUCCAGAUUUAAGUGGGAAGGUGGUUAUGGUCACCGGCGGUAACACUGGCAUUGGCAAAGAAACUGCCAAGGCCCUCCUUAUCCACAAUGCAAAAGUGUACCUUGCCACGCGCGACGAACAGAAAGCUCGGAAAUGCAUCGAAGAACUGAAAGAGCAGACGGGCGGAAAAGAGGCUCUGUUCAUCAAGUUGGAUUUGGCCAACCUGAGGAGCGUAAGGAAGACUGCAGAAGAAUUUCUGGAGAAGGAGGAAGAACUGCACAUACUAUUCGAGAACGCCGCGGUGAUGGGCCCUCCCACUACGAUGUUCACGGAACAGAACUACGACCUCCAAUUCGGGACCAACGUCGUUGGCCACUUCCACCUCCGAACGCAUCUUCUUCCCGCCCUCCUCCGCGCAUCUGCACCAGAAUACAAACCCCGGAUCGUGAUAACCUCCUCGAGCGCUGCCUAUAUCGCUAAUGAGAUAAAAUGGACUACGUUGAAGAAGGCAGAAGAAGGGGCGGAAGCGAGGAAACAGGUGAAGGAGAGGAAGAAGAUGGAUCCGAUGGGGUUGUACUACCAGUCCAAGUUUGCGAACGUUGUGGUGGCAGCUGAGCUUGCUAGGAGGUACGGCGACAAGCUCGUAGUGAUGUCCCUCAACCCUGGCAACAUCAACACAGAGCUCAGCCGCCAUGCUCCAAAAAUACAGCAACGCUUCAUGGCUGCCACAAUCCUCUACUCACCCGCCCAAGGUGCUUUAACCCAACUUUGGGCUGGCACGGCCCCCGAGUGCGCGGAGUAUAACGGGAAGUUCCUCAUUCCUUGGGCACGACUCGGGAGUCCGAAUCCGUACACACAAGAUCCAAAAACUGCAGAUAAGUUGUGGGCUUGGUUGGAGGAGGCCUGUGUAGGCUUUUGA